Molecule: messenger RNA, 2218 nt
Organism: Setaria italica (foxtail millet)
Lineage: Eukaryota; Viridiplantae; Streptophyta; Magnoliopsida; Poales; Poaceae
Exons: 2
Coding region: 147-2042 (631 amino acids)
Source: RefSeq, a predicted model, not a curated record
CGCGGCAUACUUCUAAGCAUGCAAACAGAUAAUGCAGGCUUCACAUGCAGCAACCUAGAAAACGCAUAUCUUGAGGCUUACCGGUGCAAGUACCCAAAGCAUUCCGUCUAGAUAAUCUAAGGUGGUCUGAGACAUAUAAAUCCUACAUGUCUGCAAUGGAGAGCUUUGUCAAAGUAUUCAAUGAGUUUGAAAUCCAGCUACUUGUGCUCCUCAGCUUCACACUACAACUAUUCCUCUUCUUUGCUGGCAACCUACGGCGCAGUAGCAGCAACAGACUCUUAAGGCUCUCCCUCUGGGCAGCUUACUUGGGAGCAGACCUGGCAGCAGUUUAUGCACUCGGCUAUCUCUCACGGCACCAGCAGACCCAACAGCUGGUUUUCUUUUGGGCACCAUUCCUCCUCAUCCACCUUGGUGGGCAGGACACCAUUACUGCUUUUGCCUUGGAGGACAACAACUUGUGGCUGAGGCAUCUGUUGAAUCUGGUGACGCAAGUUACCCUAGCAUUAUAUGUUUUCUGGAAGUCCAUUGGAAGACACAAUAAUACAGAACUUCUAAUUUCUGGUACCUUUGCGUUUGUUGCUGGAAUGAUCAAGUAUGGAGAAAGAACAUGGUCUCUCAAGUUUGGCAGCAUUACAAGUCUUGAGAGCUCAGCUGCACACCGUUACAGAAAAGAACCGCCCCAAGGAACUGCUAGUGAUGUUGCCCCUUUUGUUGGUGAUGCUCUGGAAUCCAUGCCAUCUGUCCUUGAUGCCUUUUCCAAACGCACCUUGCGUGAACCUCUACGAGGCUUUGUAAACACAAUAGAUGACUGCGACCAAAUGAUCCGGAUGGUAAGGCUUCAGCUUGGCAUGAUGUAUGAUGAUCUCUACACUAAGGCUCCUGUGCUCAGGACUCGAACGGGAGUCAUCCUUCGAUGCAUCUCUGAGGCCUCUGUUAUUGUUGCUUUUGCGCUCUUCCAUGUAAGUGAGAAACAGAGAUACAGCAAAGCUGACAUUGCAAUCACCUAUUCACUAUUUGUCGGAUGCUUUUUCCUGGAUGUCUGUUCAAUGUUUAUUCCCAUGAUGUCACCAUGGACAUGGGCAUGGUUGAAGGCUCACAAAUGCCAUGCACUUGCCAGGUUGUCGUUGUUUGUUUUUUAUUGCGACAUUGGAUACCCUAAGAUGAAACUUCGGUGGCCAAAUUCCGUUGGACAGUACAACUUCCAUAGCUGGCGGUUGAGUACUGACAGCGACCUGCAGCCAAGGACAUGCACCCAACACAUAAUGAUCUUGCUCAGAAAGUUGUUUGUGGAUUUGUUCCGUGUUGAACAGAAGAAGUUGUUUUGGCUGAGCAAGAUACUAGACACUGAGUUUACGGAUGUGGAUAUCAUGAUUCUGGAGGGUGUCGCAGAAGAGCUUACUGAUCUAUUAAGCUCUGAACUCGAUAAUGCCAAAGAGUGGACACAUAUGGCCGCCCUGCUUUCUUGGUUGCAGGGACAUUUCGUUCUUGAUUUUGGUAUGGGUAUAAUCAGGAUGCAUUACGUCACUGAGACAUAUUUAAGAAAAUAUGCUUCUGAUUCGGACAUGAAGGCAAAUGCUGGUCUCAUGGAGGUAUGCCGGAAACUAUCGGAAUACAUGAUGUACCUUUUGGUUACCCACCCUUCCAUUCUACCGCUCUCCAUCAGUGCGGAAGCUGCCCUGGAUGGGUUUCGUACACUUGAACAAGCUGACAUGUACAGUGCUGGGUUGGAUCCAAGCAAGGAAACACUGGAGGAGUUAGCUCGCAUGUGGACGCGGCUACUUCUUUACGCGGCCGGCAAGUCGCAUCCGGGGAUGCAUGCAGCGCUGCUGAGCGGAGGAGGAGAGCUCAUCACAUUCGCCUGGCUACUCAUGGUCCACUAUGGGGUAGGGAAUUCAGGUAUUAUAGAGAUCCAACUUACCAACAAAGAUUUAGCUCAACAAGUGAACUUAGGUAGGUUCUAUGCUUUCUGUGUUCCUCCGGAACAACAAUCCGAUCCAUUCUUCGGUAAGCAACGCGCGCGAAAUCCAGUUACUGGGGGCUAAUAACAACCUAUCUGUUGGUGGCUAUGGGUGUGCUUCUGAUUUGCAUUGCAUGCUUUUCUUGUUUGUUGUGUGAUGAAAUAAGGCACCAUGUACAUCUUUGCUUAUUAUUUCCCACUGAUAUAUGUGUACGGACAUGUAAUAAUCAUUAAUUGUGCUAUUCAUUCAGUUGACAUCAA